This is a messenger RNA of Encephalitozoon cuniculi GB-M1, 891 nucleotides long. RefSeq lists its product as uncharacterized. The record is from RefSeq and is marked provisional. The transcript has a single exon. Bases 1 to 891 code for a protein of 296 amino acids. Lineage: Eukaryota; Fungi; Microsporidia; Unikaryonidae.
AUGGAGCAUGCCCUCUAUCUCUGCGACUUGAGCUUCUAUUCGUCGUCGAUGGUUGGAGACUCGCUGGUUGCCUCGGACAAGAUGGGGGCCGUUCACAUGGUGGCGCCUUGUAUGAACACAGUGAGCGUGGAUCACUUCAAGAAAGACAUCAAGUUCUAUCCUACCGACGACCUAUGCUUUACCACCACGGACAUGUUCAGGGGAAUACGGGUAUGGGACAGAUCCCGGGGAGAUGUAGUGUAUUCAUACAAGGAAGACAGCAUCAAGAUGCACACGUACAACAAGAUGGGAUGUUUGGCAGCAGUUGGAGAGGGAUGUGUGAAGCUGUAUGAUCUUAGGGUCCGGUACAACAUUGAUGCAGUGCCUCUAAAGAUGUGCAGAAAGGCUGAGUGGGGAGAUAACAGAGUGUACUGCAUCAAUGACGAAUGUGUGGCUGAAUACGACACCCGGAACAUGAGUAGCAUGGCAUGCGAAGAGAAGAGCGAAGUUCAACUGAAGAAGAAGGACAUCGGGGGAAUUCUGGACUUUGCUAGCAUUAGUAGAGGGGAGUUUUGUACUGUAAAGAGAGGCGGAACGACAUAUCUGGUGAGGAUGGACGGCCUGGAGGUGAUGGAAGGAACCAGGAGGACGUCUGUCGGAGAUAGGAUGAUAAAGAUUAAAGAUGCCUCUGAUGACUUUGUGAUUGGGGCAUUGGGCGGAAGUACAGUGGGGUUUUACGAGUACAAGGACACGUGGACAUACGAGCUUGAUGGAUUUGGGCAUGUUGAUUGGAUGUGCUUUGGAAGGAACGGGGUCUAUGUGUUUGCAGGCAGAAAGACCUAUUUCAUAGAGGGAGGAUAUGAGAGGUUCAAGGAACUUGCGAAGAGAGAUCCUGACGCUGCAGGGGAAUAG